Molecule: messenger RNA, 2273 nt
Organism: Cololabis saira (Pacific saury)
Lineage: Eukaryota; Metazoa; Chordata; Actinopteri; Beloniformes; Belonidae
Gene: actr8
Product: actin related protein 8
Exons: 13
Coding region: 129-2099 (656 amino acids)
Biological process (GO): double-strand break repair; regulation of DNA-templated transcription
Cellular component (GO): Ino80 complex
Source: RefSeq, a predicted model, not a curated record
CGGAAGUGGCUGCAGGCUUCAACCAACUUUCCGCUUCAGAUGUGUUUCUAAAGAGCACAAACGCGCGAAGCAAAAGAUCAGGACGUCUUCAAAUCUUAGUAUUUGCUCUAAAACGGCAAUUAAUUACAAUGACUCAGGCUGAGAAAGAGCAGGACAACGGGAAAGAGAAAGAGAAGGAGCGAGAGAAGGAGAAAGAGAAAGAGCAGCAGCGUGGCGUGAAAAGACCCAUCAUCCCUGCAACCAUCCCUGAACCUCAGCAGGAGCAAAUACAGAGCAAUUUCGUGGUUGUGAUCCACCCUGGUUCAAGAACGCUCCGCAUUGGCCGCGCAACAGACAAUCUUCCAAUUGCGGUCCCUCAUGUGAUUGCUCGCAGACAUAAGCAAAGUGGACAACCGAGAUAUGAAGACCCGUGGCUGCUGAGAGAAGGCUUAAAUAAACCAGAGAGUAAUGAACAGAGGCAGAACGGGCUGAAGAUGGUGGACCAGGCCAUCUGGUCAAAGAAGAUGUCAAACGGUGUGCGAAGGACUCCAGUGUCUGCCGAACAGGCAAGAGCAUAUAACUGUCAGAUCCGUCCAGCCGUACUAGACAGCAGCUCCAGGGUAAAGUGGACAAACACAGUCCAUCAUCCUCCUUAUCUGGUGGGAGAGGAGGCUGUUUACGUGAAUCCAUCGGACUGUUACAACAUCCACUGGCCUAUGGUUAGAGGGCAGCUCAACGUGCAUUCUGGUCCCGGAGGCUCUCUGACCGCAGUCUUGGCGGAUCUUGAGACGAUCUGGGGUCACGUUAUUCAGAAGCACCUGGAGAUUCCCCUGAAAGAUUUGAAGUAUUACAGAUGCAUUCUGUUGGUUCCUGACAUCUCCAACAGACAGCACAUCAAGGAAGUUGUAAACAUGCUGCUGCUUAAUAUGGGCUUUUCAGCAAUCAUUGUGCACCAGGAGUCGGUGUGCGCUACAUUUGGCAGUGGGUUAAGCAGCGCCUGUGUGGUGGAUGUUGGUGACCAAAAGACAAGUAUCUGCUGUGUUGAGGAUGGAGUAUCCCAUCGGAACUCCAGGUUGUGUUUGGCGUACGGCGGCUCCGAUGUGACCCGCGCUUUCUUCCAGCUCCUGCAGAGGGCAGGAUUUCCCUACAGAGACUGUCAGCUGUCCAACAGACUGGACUGUCAGCUGCUGCAGCAUCUGAAAGAAACCUUCUGCCAUCUAGAUCAGGACAUAUCAGGGUUACAAGAUCAUGAAUUUCAAACACGGUUGCCAGAAGCUCCAGCUCUACUGUAUCAGAUUAGACUUGGGGAUGAAAAAUUACAGGGACCCAUGGGCCUUUUCUACCCAGCCACAUUUGGCAUCGUGGGUCAGAAGAUGACAUCACUUCAGUACCGUUCCCAAGGCAACUCAGAGGAUCCUCACGAUGAACACUACCUGCUGGCUACGCAGAGCAAACAGGACCAGUCUUCCAAAUCAUCUGCAGACCGAAAGGCUGUUUCCAGACCAGGUGGAGGUUUGGAUGGUGACAUGAGCAGUCAAGGAGGGAUUGGGGAGAUGUCGAACCUGCCCCGGGGCUGUGGAGGGGGAGGUGGUGGCAGCGGAGGAGGAGCAGGAGGAGGAGGAGGAGGAGGAGGAGGAGGGGUACAGGGGGAGAUGGAGCUGGGCUCUGCCCAGGGAGAGUGUCUGAUGGGGGCGGGAGAGACAGAAGAGCCCAUGUCUAUCCACCUCUCCAGGAAAACUGCCAUCAUGAGCCAGUUCGAGAGCAAGGCAUUGGGGCUAGACAAGGCAAUCCUGCACAGCAUCGACUGCUGCGCAUCGGACGAAACCAAACGUAAAAUGUACAGCUCCAUCCUGGUUGUGGGAGGAGGACUCAUGUUUCCUGGUGCUCAGGAAUUUCUGCUUCAUCGCAUCAUCAACAAGAUGCCGCCAUCCUUCAGAAGACUGGUCGACAACGUGGAAGUUAUCACACGCCCAAAGGAUAUGGACCCCCAGCUGAUAAUGUGGAAGGGGGGAGCAGUACUGGCAUGCCUGGACACCACGCAGGAGAUGUGGAUCCACCAGAGGGAGUGGCACCGCUUUGGUGUUCGAAUGCUGCGGGAAAGAGCUGCCUUUGUCUGGUGAAGCAAAUUAAACGGAACAAUUCAAGGGGAGCAGCUGUGCUGUGAGUUCGUUAUAACCCAGAUGUGACCACCGUCGUCUAACUUUACAGCUUGUUGUCAUUAUGUAAAUAAUUCUGCACUUUGUUGUUGUUCAUGACUGUUUGAAACUGUAAAUAAACGAUGCUUAAUAAUUAUU